Triticum aestivum (bread wheat) is the source of this 2075-nucleotide messenger RNA. RefSeq lists its product as uncharacterized. The transcript is spliced from 3 exons. Gene Ontology annotation, molecular function: protein binding. The coding region runs from base 454 to 1842 and encodes 462 amino acids. Lineage: Eukaryota; Viridiplantae; Streptophyta; Magnoliopsida; Poales; Poaceae. The record is from RefSeq and is a predicted model, not a curated record.
UUUACACAAAGUCCGGCUAGUUUAAUCCUUCUCUAGCACAGCACACAAGACAGCACCGCCGUCUCCUUCCUCCCGUGCUCGCGUAUCAUCCAAUUCCCACCGUCGAGAGCUCCAAUCCACUCACGAAUCCACUCCAAAUCCACUCCAAUCGAAUCCACCAUCCAGUGCAUCCACCAAAUCGAAGCUAACCAUGCAUCUCAGGCACUAGCCGGAGGGGAUCGAGGACGAGGAGGAGCCAAGAGCCGCCGGACCCAUCCAGCUGCCCGCGCGGCGGAUCCGAUCUCACCGGAUCGACGGCCGCACGCGGGGUUUGUGUGUGGCGGAGCGCCGGAGGGAGGAUGGGGAGCCGCGUCCUCGUAGCAGGUCGUCGCCGCCAGGGGCCCAUCUCACCGGUCAGUUCUAGCUAGGGUUUCGACCAGCAAAUCCAAAUCGGCCUUCGAAUCCCGGCCGGCCAUGGAGUCGCCGCCGCCGCACAAGCGCAACGUCGGCCGAGAUGACGACAGGAUCAGCGCGCUCCCCGACGACCUCCUCCUCGGAAUCCUCGAGCGCCUUGAACUGCGCGAGGCGGUCCGCGCCGGCGCAGUCUCGACGCGGUGGCGGCACCUGCCCCACCGGCUCUCGCGCCUGCACCUCAACGGUCGCCAUUUCCGCUGCACCACGCUGCUCGAGUACAUGGACGCCUUCACAGGCGCAGCACGGAGUUUGCUGACCGACCGCGACUGCCACUGCAACGGCAGUCAUGCUAUCAAGUCCAUCAGCCUCCGCUUCUUCCUGUCGGCCCCUCACCUGAGCUCCAUCGGCCGCGCCGUUGAGCACGUCGUCAGCCGCGGCGAGACCAAACGCCUCCAUUUUGGCACAUGCUCGCCAUACAAGAGAAACACUGCCCUGCAGCUCGCCGAGUUUGGGCAGCAGUUCAUGUCCUUCUCCCGCGACUACCCACUCGCUUUCCGGUGGCUCACCAGGCUUACACUCAAGAACCUUGCGUUUGGGCACUCCGACGUCACCGACCUCAUUAGUGCCUGCGACAAGCUCACGCACCUCACUCUGAGUUUUUGCCAACUGGUUGAUGAGCACACACCGCUCAAGAUCGACACACCGUCUUCUGGGAUCAAGGAUCUCGAAUUCAUCCAAUUUGGGUGCACGCAGAUCGAGCUCAUCUCUGUCCCCAAGCUCAGUAAAGUGCAGUGCACAUCUUGGGGCUUGGCGAACCCUCCUGUGCGCUUUGUUUAUGUUCCAGAGCUUCGCGAUGUGAGCCUCAGUACCCGUGCCAUUGCGUGGCAGGUGCCAUUCCUGCUGAGUGAGUGCUUGUCAAGGAGUGCAAUGAACUUGUCAAAACUGCAUCUCAAUUUUCGCCACCAAAUGAUAUGGAUUCAGCCGGAACAUCCGAAGCAGCUCACUGCUAUAUUCAGAAAUCUCUCCGAUUUGUCCCUUUCUGAAAUCUUCCCUGAGUGCGAUUUGAGCUGGACCCUAUUUAUCCUUGAAGCUGCACCUGCCUUGCAGAAGUUUACAUUAUCUCGAACUCGUCAUGCAUGUGACAUAGCGUUCGAGGACAAUGCCGAGAAGACCAACGUGGUGUGGGAGCCAUCAAAGGAUUUCAAGCACAUGAACUUGAAGUCACUGACGAUAGACGGGUUCGAGGAGGAGGACAAGGUGACGAACUACAUAAGGCUAGUCAUGGAGCGAGCUGUUGGGUUGAAGAGAAUCGAGUUGCGUGGUGAAGGAUGCAAGAAAUGUGAUGCCAUUGAUCCGAGGACAUCCCAGGUGGAUGAAACUCGCAGGCAUCGGAUCAAGGAGCUACUCACAAAUGGAUCAUCCUCAUCCGUGGAGAGAAUAAUGCGCUGACGGAUAUGAUCAAGGAAUGCUAUGUCUCAUCAUGCUUGCAGCUGCUGUAUGUGGCACGGUCAGCAGUAGUAAUUUAAUUUCUAGGUACUGAUAGCCUGAGAAUACUUGAAUGGUGUGGACUUUGCAGUGUGUCAUGCACUUAGCCAGCUUAGUUCGGAACCUUGCCCGAGAAGUGUGUCAAGGUAAGAAAGCUUAGUUCUGGAGCUCAAUUACAAGUGCAUAGUACUACAGUA